AAAUUUCAGGGUUCUGAAGGAAAGAAGGAAGAUGAGGAAAAGAAAUACCUUGAUGUUAUCAGCAACAAGAACAUAAAGUUGUCAGAGAGAGUUCUGAUCCCUGUCAAACAAUACCCAAAGUUCAAUUUUGUUGGGAAAUUGCUUGGACCAAGAGGGAACUCCUUGAAGAGGUUACAAGAAGAAACAGGAGCAAAAAUGUCUAUCCUGGGAAAAGGCUCCAUGAGGGAUAAAGCUAAGGAGGAAGAACUGAGGAAAAGUGGAGAAGCUAAAUAUGCGCACUUGAGUGAUGAGCUUCAUGUAUUAAUUGAAGUGUUUGCUCCACCUGGGGAAGCAUAUUCUCGUAUGAGUCAUGCCUUGGAAGAAAUAAAAAAAUUCCUCGUUCCUGAUUAUAAUGAUGAAAUUCGUCAGGAGCAACUGAGAGAGCUGUCAUAUUUGAAUGGUUCCGAGGACUCAGCACGUGGACGGGGUAUUCGAGGAAGAGGGAUCCGUGUGCCACCUGCAGCUCCUUCAAGGGGCCGUGGGGGUGCGAUUCCUCCGCCCCUCCCCGGACGAGGUGCCCAAGCACCCAGAGGAGCACCAGUGACUCGUGGAGCUCUCCCCGUCCCACCUGUAGCAAGAGGUGUUCCCACACCUCGAGCAAGGGGGGCCCCAGCGGUACCAGGCUACAGACCACCCCCACCACCUGCACAUGAGGCAUAUGAAGGAUAUGGAUAUGAUGACGGAUAUGGGGGUGAAUAUGACGAUCCAAGCUAUGAGACGUAUGAUAACAGUUAUGCCACCCAAACACAAAGUGUGCCUGAAUAUUAUGACUACGGUCACGGAACAAGUGAAGAGGCUUAUGACAGCUACGCACAAGAAGAAUGGGCCACAACCCGUUCCAGCCUAAAGGCACCUCCUCCAAGGUCAGCUCGAGGUGCUUACAGGGAACACCCCUAUGGUAGAUAUUGAAGGUCCUCCUCAUCUGUGACCUCAACUCAAAGACAAUUAAUAGCCUGUGGUCUCCGCAUAAACAGCAACAAGACAAGUAAUAGUCAAUUUCUUUUCUAUCCUAGGGAUUACUGAUCAUUAUUAUCCUAUGUACUACUUGUAUUUCCUAUAACAUUGGAGUGACAUUGGCAUUAGUAUUAUUUUAUAACACGGACUUAAAAAAAAAAAAAAGCAGAAAGAAAAAACCUUUGGCAAGCAUUGUCUAUAAACCAUUCAAAGAUAAUGUUCUGUUGGUUGUAUUCAUUGCUGUGUGUAACUUUAAAAGCAUGAACCUGUUACAGAUCUUGAGUCUCUCUACAUACUAGCUAAGGCUGAGUUUUUGUUUAGGGUUGCUGAAAGACUGUAAUAUGAUUCUUUUUUUCUUUUCCUUUUUUCAUUUGAGCCAUACAAUAAUCAAG
Molecule: messenger RNA, 1385 nt
Organism: Centrocercus urophasianus (Greater sage-grouse)
Lineage: Eukaryota; Metazoa; Chordata; Aves; Galliformes; Phasianidae
Gene: KHDRBS2
Product: KH RNA binding domain containing, signal transduction associated 2
Exons: 8
Biological process (GO): regulation of alternative mRNA splicing, via spliceosome
Cellular component (GO): nucleus
Molecular function (GO): mRNA binding; poly(A) binding
Source: RefSeq, a predicted model, not a curated record